GUUCCUCACCUUCACAUCAAGUAUGAAGUUCUUGCAGUUUUCUAUUGUUGUUUCUUUUAGUUUGUGUACUAUUGGAAAUGCUUUGAAUUGUCCACCUCUGGAAAUGAACGGCUCCAGCCAGUACGAGCUGGUGUCACGGCUGACACACCGCUGCCGCUACGAUCCUCAGGUUCGCCCUGUCCUCGUCCAUGGUGAGCCCCUAGCAGUCAGAGCCAGGUUGUACAUUUACCAUCUCCAGAUGAAGCACUCAACUGCCCUGCAAUUCAAGGUCCAGAUGCUGGUACAGUUGAGAUGGAAAGACGAGCGUCUGGCUUACAGUAACUUCAGUGAAAUGACGGAGCUGAUUGGGCAGCGGCCAAUCGUUGACAGGGUCUGGCGUCCUCAUAUUUUUGGGUCUAAUGAACACGAGAGCAGCCUCAUGGGACUAACCUUCACUGACCAAGUCAUCUCUAUCACACCUCAUGGGGACGUGCUGUAUUCUGCCAGAUUUCAUACGAAACUGCGGUGUGAGACUGAAGAAGGGAAGUUCCCAUUUGAUUACCAAACUUGUCAUCUAAUCAUGAAUAAUUGGAGGUACAACCUGAGCUAUGUUGUACUACAGUGGGAGGGCAGCAAGCCGGUUCUCAUGACUCCUGAUGUCUCUAGUCUGACAGAGUUUGACCUUAUUAAACUGGACACCAUUACCUCUAUGGACAUAAAGGGGAAGAGAGACAGCUUUCUUCUUUCCACAAUUUCAGAAGACUGUGACGGCUGGUCUCAUCGGUAUCAGUCUCACAAUGACUCUGCGGGGGACGAAUAUAAUUCUUGCGUGAUUCGCAAAAGCUCCCUGAUUGUGGUGUUCAACUUCGCUCGCAAGUUUGGCUUCUACUUCUGGGACUACUACGUGCCAAGCGUGCUGUUGGUAGUGACGUCUUGGGGCACGUUCUGGGUAGAUCCCGAGGUGGUCCCGUGUCGUGUCUGGCUCGCAACCUGCACAAUGCUUGGGUUCUUUGGUCUGGGAGUCAUGAACGACGCUAUGCCCAAACUGACACAACUGAAAAUGAACGAUAUUUGGUUUAUUGGCUGCAAUCUCUUCAUAUUUUUGUCUCUAGCGGAGUUUGCUUUUGUAAAUAUAGUGCACAGACAAGAAACGAAACAUAUACCACUAAAACGUGCAUCCAGUAAAUAUAUUUUGAAAUCGUCUUUGAGAACGGAAAGUAUACCUUGGAAACGUAAAUCCUCCUCCUGUCCAUCGUCUCCUGAACUUAGGAGGCAGAGAAAAACUGCCCUUGCUGCGAAGAGAAGACAACAGAAAUCUGUUGCGUUUGACCUUGCGAUGGAAGACUUGAACAUUGACGUAAGGAUGAGGCGGCAACUGUCAAGGAGGAGACAAGCUUUCGCAGGCACCCACAUGACCAACAUUGAAAUGGCAAACUGGAUUGACAGACGUAGUCGAAUUCUCUUUCCUGUUGCUUUUAUCAUUUUUAAUUUACUAUUUUGGAGUGCAAUGUUUAUUUAACUAUAUAAACGCCUUUAAAAACUAUUAUAUUAUAAAAUAUGUAGUUUAAAAUAAAUCAUAUAUUUUAUA
Molecule: messenger RNA, 1567 nt
Organism: Homalodisca vitripennis (glassy-winged sharpshooter)
Lineage: Eukaryota; Metazoa; Arthropoda; Insecta; Hemiptera; Cicadellidae
Product: pH-sensitive chloride channel 2-like
Exons: 10
Coding region: 23-1498 (491 amino acids)
Biological process (GO): chemical synaptic transmission; signal transduction; nervous system process
Cellular component (GO): membrane; synapse; neuron projection
Molecular function (GO): extracellular ligand-gated monoatomic ion channel activity; neurotransmitter receptor activity; transmembrane signaling receptor activity
Source: RefSeq, a predicted model, not a curated record